This is a messenger RNA of Geosmithia morbida, 507 nucleotides long. Its product is annotated as regulatory protein. The transcript has 2 exons. Lineage: Eukaryota; Fungi; Ascomycota; Sordariomycetes; Hypocreales; Bionectriaceae. Gene Ontology annotation, biological process: succinate metabolic process; mitochondrial respiratory chain complex II assembly. The record is from RefSeq and is a predicted model, not a curated record. Bases 1 to 507 code for a protein of 168 amino acids. Gene Ontology annotation, cellular component: mitochondrial intermembrane space; mitochondrion.
AUGCACCCCUCAAUAACUAGGCUAGCGGCCGCCGCUACCCCUCGGGGUCUCCGUCCCACACCCAUGGCUCUUCUCCCCCCCAUCCCCCUGUACCGUCGGUUACUGCGCGCCCAUCGCAAGCAUCUCCCCAGUGAGAUGCGCCUCCUGGGAGACGAGUACAUCAAGGCCGAGUUCAGGGCUCAUCGCAAGGUUGACAAUCCCGCACAUCUGGUAUGCAACUUUUCUCUUCCAAACACAUCUCCUCCUCCUCCUCCUUUUUCUCUGCCUCUCUCUCUCCUUUUCUCUUACCCUUCUCCGUCCAAAGUGGACAUGCUGACAAAACCGUCGCUCCAGAUUGGCUUUCUCACAGAGUGGCAGCUCUACGCUCAAAAGGUGGAGGGAGACUCGUGGAAGGGCGAAAAGAUUGAGGAGGGAAAGCUGCAGAAGUUGAGUGAUGAGCAAGUUCACCAGCUGUACGAGCUGAUGCAGGCUAUUCAGAAUCGCGGGGAAGGGGAGUCGGAAUCGUAG